UGGUUCUUGCAAAACAAGCAAUAAUUGUCUGCUUUGAAUCGACUACACAAUAGCUUGUUUGUUACCUGGAGCCACGACCGUGGAACCAUCAGGCACUCACUCGUUUGCAGGUGAUUCCUUCUGCUUCAAGAAAGAAAUGUUGUCACCUUGUUCAUGAGGGGAUUAUGUAAGCACUGCAGUUUUCAUGACAGAGUGUUUGCACAGAAAGUGUCUUCAUGAAGUCAUGAGCUUAAAUGCGCAUCAACGAGGGUUCAGUCUGGUAGCGAUUUCCUUACAGCCUACAGUAGACCUCCAUUAGUACGACUUCUGAAAGAACCAUGGCGGCAAGCGGUUCCAUCGCUAUCAAAGUAGAACCCGAGGAUACUAGUUCUUCUAUCUUUCCGGGAAACCACGAUGGUCUAGAGGAAUUCAUCACAGAUGACUAUCCAUCAAACACAUUGUUUCAAAGUGAAUCCACCCUUGUCAAGGAAGAAGCUCAAGACACCAUGGUUUCUCCUCUAAGGGGAAACCAAGCUAAUGGAGAUGAAUUUAUCAAUGACGACAAUCAAGGUCACAGUGGUAGCAACACUGCAAGAGACAGCACCCAGAAAAGAAGGAAAAUGCUGUGUCCAAAUACGAACCCAAGGAAACCAUGUUAUUCCCGUCGAAAGUCCAGCAAAGCGCAUUGCCGACUGCUCCGGAAGAAACGACGACUCAAGGCUCAUGCGACAAUUGGUGACAGCCAAGCUGACACUCUGCAGCUGUCUGAUGGUGCCUUGGAGGAAUCACUGUUCACACGUGACCUAUCCAUGGCCAGAGAUUGCACGGAAGUAGAGGGAUCGGAGCACCGCCCUUUAGAGACACCGCCAGGAGCCACUACUGUCAGAAGUGCUGUUACAUACAUUAAGGAAGAACCUCACGAUGCAAGGCAUUUUCCUUCGCAUGGAACCAGUGGAAAUGCAGAAGUUGUUGCAGAAACAGUGAUGGUGCCAAGUGAUUUCUUUUGUGUCAAGGAAGAACCCUCUUCCCCUCUGCCAGGAAAUGAUGAAGACAUAGACGAACUUCUUAUGAGUGACCAAACAGUAAUAAACACUCAAACAUUCUGUGGAAGAGCAAGAGCACCCACAAAAUAUAUACCUGGGGAUGGUGCAGACAGCACAGAUAAUGACCUGUCAGACGAUGCAGAUGAAACAGAAAAUCCACACACAUGGGAUACAAAUCACAGCAGUCCUGUAUCAUUGUCUGACACAGAGAGUGAAGACAACCCAUUUCCAGCAUUGUCAAACCUUAAGAAGAAAAAGAAGCCUGCCCAAUCGAAGUGGGUUAAAAGAGCACUGCAAGUGGACCCUGACAGCAUAAAAUUUUGCGGAGAUCUCAAGCUCCCUGCUGAAAUACUAGAGCUUCAAACCCCUUUGGAGUUCUUCAAGUUUUUCAUGACCAAUGAGAUAAUAUGCCAUGUGACUAGAGAAUCAAAUUUAUACUCUGUACAGAAUCGCCCAAACAAGCCAACCAUGAUAUCUGAAGAUGAGGUAGAGCAGUUCUUUGGCACUGCCCUGUUCAUGUCUGUAGUGCAGUUGCCAUCGAGAAGGCUGUACUGGAGCACAAGUUUACGGCAGCCUAGCAUAGCGGAGGCACUCUCCUGCAACCGAUGGGAGGAGAUAAAACGUUUCCUCCAUUUCAACAACAAUUCGACUUUUGUGGCAAGUGGCUUACCCGGACAUGACAAGCUGCACAAAAUACGACCACUCUUGACAAUGCUCAAUGACAGGUUGCACCUUGUGCCGAAAGAGGAACACCUAGCAGUUGGUGAACAGAUAAUCCCAGCAAGAACACGAUCCACCCUAAAGCAAUACAAUCCGAAGAAACCUUGCAAGUGGGGCUAUAAGGCAUUUGUGCUCUGUGGAGUAUCUGGAUUUUGUUACGAAAUAGAGAUUUUUGCUGGUGCACAAACCAAUGCAGUUCCCUCCGGAUUCCCUAACCUUGGACUGAGCAGCAAUGUUGUAACGCGCUUGUGCAGAACGGUGCCCAAUCAUAGGAACUACAAAUUGUUUUUUAACAAUUGCUUCAACAGCUUACCCCUUCAAAUUUACCUAACAAAGGCUGGUCUGCCUCCCUUGGGAACUGUGGCGAUAGAUCGUGUUCCUGGAUGCACAAUGCCAAAGCAGUCGGACAUGAAAAAGUUUGGCCGAGGAGCCAUGACAGAAAAAACGACUGUGGUUGACGGUGUAGAAGUCUCUGUCGUAACCUGGUAUGACAACAGAGUCGUCAGAACAAUGUCUACGUACAUCGGAGCCAAACCCGUCUGUGAGGCUGAGAGGUACGACAGAAAAGGGAAACAAAAGUUGAAGAUUCCCUGUCCGCAGUCAGUGAAAAUCUAUAAUAUGUACAUGGGAGGCUUGGACCUGCUGGACUCAACCCUGGGAUACUGCCGGAUAAAUAUUAAGUCGAAGAAGUGGUAUCACAAGAUCGCCUUUCACAUCUUGGACCUGGCUGCCGUCAAUGCGUGGUUGCUGUAUAGACGAGCCACAGGGCACCAAAUGGCACUCAUCGAUUUCAAGCUCAGUGUUGCUGAAGGGCUUUGCAAAGUGGGAAAAAGAAUGCAAAAAAGAAAGCGCGGCUGUCCCAGCAAUGAGGUGGAAAGCCAGCUAGAAGAAAAGAAGAGGAGGGGACGGGCAGCUCCUGUCCCACAACAGGAUGUGCGCCUUGAUGGUGUGUGCCACUUUCCAGUUUUCCUGAACAAGAGGCAACGCUGCAAGCAUCCCCAGUGCACAGGAAAGUCAUUAGUUUUGUGUGAAAAGUGUCAAGUAGCACUUUGUUUGAACAAAGAACGCAACUGCUUUGUGCAGUUCCACUACCGCUGAGCCUUGCUUUCACCCUUGAAUGAUGUGUCACAGGCAGCCAAGGUAUGCCUCUGAAACAGUGUGAGUGCUUCAACUUCCCUACAACCACCAGCUUCAACUUUUCACUACAGUUCAUGUUUGCACCUACAAGCACAGCAAUCUGCACUUUGCUUCGUUUCGCACCUGUUCAUGUUUUGCCUUUCUAAGCGUCAGUCUUAUUUGGGAGUGCCUUGUAAAACAAUCCAAUUUCAUCAUUGUUGAAAUUGGCUCGUGGCUUGUAGGUUUGCAGAAUUUCUUGAAGUCGACUAUGUUGCCAGUUUGUGCAAAGGUCUGUCUUUUUUUUAUUGGGUGUUAGCGCCGCGAAGCAACUGUGGCUAUGAGCGACGUACAGAUGUGGACAGACGGAGAGAGGAUAGCAGGAAGGAGCGGGGGACAGCGGGGUUAGUAUGCGUCCUGGACCGACUUCAGGUGGAACUGUGCCGACAUUCGUCUGGAAAGUCUUCGGAAAACCCAGGGAAAACCUCAGACAGCACAGCCGGCUGUAGGAUUCGAACCCACCAGCUCCCAGUCUUCAGCACGACCUUGGUUACCACCAACGUGUGGACGCCUUAGCCCACUCGGCCAUGCCGCUGGUGCAAAGAUCUCUGCUGACAGCAGCCUCUCUGGAAAUUGUUUUGAAAACAAGGCCAUGCUGGUUUUUGAAGCGGCUCAGCCAACUGUCACUCGCACGAAAGUUGUCUUGUGUUCCAUCUGCAAUGUCCUGGUCAUCUCCUCCAAAAUGGAUCCACUGACUGGAAAGGUGUGUUUGCAGGCACACUUAAACCACAGAAAAUGCACUUUCUCCAUCUCUUCAUGUAGCACUGAGUGCAUGCGCGUUCGGUUGCCAGCAAAAUUCCCAGCGUUGACUGCUCCCUGUAUCUUCUCCAUUUCUUUCAGGAUUCUUCAGUGUGUCGAUAUGAGGAUGCUGGACUUCUUCGCUACUUCUGUUUUUGUCAUCCCUCCCCGAUUAUGAGUCUCAAUAAUUGUCAACUUUGUUGAAAACGAAAGCGCUUGUUGACACUGCUUCUUAACAGACUCCAUGACACACGUUAAAAAGUAGGCUUAUGAUGCUAGUCGAACUGAACUGAAUGAGGCAAUGUAACACUACGAUGGCCUUGGUAUGACUGAUUGAUAGAUUGAUUGCACUCGCUUCGACUGUUCUGUCACUGCUGUGAGACCAGCAGCGGCUGUUUCCGACGUUUGUUGGUGUGAACGUUUUCAGCCUGCCCAUUUAACCUCAAACAGGUUGUUCCAAUUUCCCGAAGAUUUUUAUCAUUGCACAUAUCCAAGCAAAGUUGCCCUUUUUGUUUCAUUUAUUCAUGAUUUCAUGAAUAUUGUUUUUGUGGUAACAUAGGUUCAUCUACAAAAGCUACAUCAGCAUGCGGGAAAUACCUAUAGGGGGAUGAUUUUUUUAACAGCGUUUUCUGUGGUACAUAUUGCAUGGCAUACUUCAAGAGUGCACUGAACUUCAUUACAGUGGCAGGAACACCCGUGGCCCGAAUCUCGCCUUCUUCGUGUCAUGCCUGUCAUUGGUCGUCACGUGAAGAAGGCGUGACGACCAAUGACAGGCGAGACAAAAAGUAAUCGAAGUCGACUACUUUGAUGAGAAUAGGGCCCUAUCUAAGGUUUUUACAACACUUCGUUUGGUCCACCACUACAUGGUUGAGGUAUACUAAGUCAUUCACAUGAAUUAUACCAUGUUCAUUACUCAUAUUCAUCUCGUUAUGCCCUUUACCAUGUGUACUUUGUGGUCCUGGUUGGAAUUGUGAUCACACUGUCCCAGCCUUUUCCUGAUUUGUGGGAGGUUUUCAUUCUACACUGUUUACAGCUUGAGCUUGGACGCAGAGUUAGAAAGUACAUAUGGGAUAUCACGGUGGGGGGUUCACAAAAAAUUUAUGGUGCCGUCUGGUGUAAUAAUGAGUUUUCUUUUCUGUCCUGUGAUCUUCGACAUUAGGAGUCAUCGGUGACAUUUGUGAACUGAUCACUACUGUGGCGCAGUUUCCAUAUAUUCUCUCAUGUGAUACCUGUACCUCAUUAGGGUGGGUUCACACGAGGGACGCAUCCCCGGGAUAGGUCUGCGGAUGGUGUAAACGUCACAGCCUACGUCAUCAAAACGUGCCUCUUCUCCGGUCCGCGUGGGACCGAAAUCCUGUCGCGUACCAUUCGCCUCCGCCCCACAAAUGGUCCCCGUGUUGGCGGGGGACUUGAGGACGGACCAGCGUUUUUCUUAUUUGUUUCGUCUUCUUUCGCCCUGCUGUGACCACUGGAGCAGAGGCGAUAAAAAGAAUCACAUCGUAAAAAACGGGAACUUGGUGUGUAGGGGCAAUUAGGAAGCAAGGAAAAACAGGGAAAACGAUUGUUCCGCUGGGUGGACAAGUGGAGCUGCGAAAAUAUUAUACACACUCGGGACUGCACGUCAGUCAACAUUUUCUGCAUGCAUUUCUGGCUUUGUUCUGUAAAUAAAGUGCAGUGUGUGUUCAAACUUGA
Messenger RNA from Ornithodoros turicata, 5345 nucleotides. Its product is annotated as piggyBac transposable element-derived protein 3-like. Bases 318 to 2840 code for a protein of 840 amino acids. The record is from RefSeq and is a predicted model, not a curated record. NCBI's taxonomy places the organism in Eukaryota, Metazoa, Arthropoda, Arachnida, Ixodida, Argasidae. The transcript is spliced from 10 exons.